AUGUCCUUGAAACGAAGCAACAGAUUGUCCCUGGACAGCCGGAUGCCACAUCGGCCCAGCACCAGCAGGUGGAGGUAAGGAGAACAUUAAAUUUUCAAAAAAAAACAGAAAAAUUGAAAUUAUGAUAUUCAAAACAAAGUUAGGUUUAAAAGCUAAGCCUAGGCUUAUAUAUUACGUUUAACAGCGAAGCAUAGGAACGGAGGUUAGAUUUAAAAGCUAAGCUUAAUCUUAUGAGUUAUGUUUAACAGCGAAGCAUAGGCAGGCAAAUGGAUUAGGUUUAAAAGCUAAGCUUAGGCUUAUGAGUUACGUUUAAAAGCGAAGAAUAGGCAGGCAAAUGAGUUUGGUUUGAAAGCUGAGCUAAGCUUUGCAUACCCUUAAUGGCCACAUAUAAGCUUAGAAAUUGAAGUGUAAGGCUCAAAUGUAAAAUCACGAGUAUAAAGCAAUUUUAGUCUUAAAAAAUAAAGUUUAGGCUUAUAGAGGAAAUUUUAGUUUAAACAACUAGUUUUAUAGUUAAAAGUGAGUUUUAGGCUUAAAAAGUUAUACUUAUGUUAAGUAGAAAAAAUUUUCGAUUUAAAAGUUUAAAAUAGGCUUACAGGUGAAAUUUAGGCUUAGGAAAUGAAACUUAAGGCUUAAAUCUUAAAUUAUGAAUAUGAAGCAAGUUUAGGCUCCAACAAUAAAAUCUAGGCUUAGAAAUAAAAUUUUAAGUUUAAAAAAUGAAGUUUCUUAAUUAAAGGUAAAGGUUAAGCUUAAAAAUUUAAUGUAUGCAAAUGAAAAUUUAGUCUUAGGGCUUUAGUGAAAAUAGAUUUAAAAAAAAGCGUUGCACUUUUAAACGCACUGUUGUGUUGUUGUUUUUUCUAAUGUAUAUUUAUUUAGUUUUGUAAACACGUCUGCUCUACUUUACUUGUUUUUGCUUUAUUUUUCAACCUUUCACUCUUUUUUAAUUAAAGUAACGUUCAGAUUUGAUGUAAAACGUAAAGAAAAACUAAAAAAACGUGCUAAACAAAUUUCUGAAAAGCCAAUAGAAACCUACUACUAGGCCAAAAACGAACGGGUACUAUGUCAUAAAAAGUGAGAGUACUAGGUUGUAGGCGUAAGGGUAAUAGGCUACAAGCAUGAGGGUACUAGACCAUACGCGUGAGCGGGACAGGCCUACAGCUAAGGUUGCUUAAACUUUAUAAAACACAUUUCUAAAGCCUGCAUUGACAUAAUACAUUAAGCACAAUAUUUUUUUUAUAGCCUAAUAUCGCUGAUAUAACUACAUAGCCUUAGAGAAAUUGCAAGGAAUGGUGUUACGCAACGUUUUCUUAUGUAAUAUUAUUUACUUUUGUAAUAUUUGCCUCGAUGUAAAAUGACCCAACAAAUGACUGCGAGUACGGCAAUUUUACAAGUUGCGCCAAAAGUUCUGUUACAAAACUUUAUCGGUUGUUUUCUCGUUCUUUGCUGUAAUCUGUCAUAAUAUGUACAAUCAUAUUAAAUUAUUUUUUAUUUUAUAGAAUUGUGAGAUUACAAUGUUUUUCAGCUCCCAUGAAGCCCAGAUAACCUCAGAUCAAGUGGAAUUACUCCGUCGAUUCUCUCGUCGAAUAAUCAAUGCCGGAGUGAACCAAUUGAGAAAAGAAUUCGACCAAAUUGAAGGACUAACAGGACCAAGCUACGAAGAUGCGGCUACGAAAAACCAAUCCAAAUGCAGAUACCGUGACGUUGUUUGUUGGGAAGAUAGCAGAGUCAAGCUGAAUAACAGUAAAAAUGACUUUAUUCAUGCUAACAUGGUACAGCAUAGUACACUUUCGAAUAGAUUCAUAUGUUCUCAAGGCCCACUGGAUCAUACUGUGACUGAUUUUUGGGAAAUGAUAUGGGAACAGAAGAUCAAGUUAGUUAUUAUGCUGUGUCAAGUUAUGGAGGAGAAGAGGAAUAAGUGUGCUCAGGUAGGCCAGGCUUUGGAUUUUUUUUAUUGUGUUUUAUGUCUAAGAAACCUAAACCAUAUAGUAGUAAGCUGUAGCUUAUUAAGUCCAGUUCUUCUUAGUCUAAGCUUAAGUUUACUAAAUCUGAGUAUACUAAGCUUAAGCCUCCUAAGCCUACUGAAACUAAGCCUGCUAAGCCUAAGCCUACUAAGCUUAAGCUUACUAAGACUAAGCCAACUAAGCUUAAGCCUACAAAGCCUAAGCCUACUGAACUUAAGCCUGCUAAGCUUAAGCCUACUAACUUUAAGUUUACGAAGCCUAAACCUACUAAUACUAAGCCUACUAAGCUUAAGCCUUUUAAAUCUAUUCUUAGUAAGAUUUACAGUUAGCUUAUUAAUGUGAGACUUGCUAACUUUAAGCUUGCUAUGUUUAAGACUAAGCCUAAGCGUAUUAAACGUACUAAAACAAAGCUUAAUAAGCCUAAGCUAAAUAAGCCUAAGUUUAAUCUUACUAAGGCUAAGACAAGCUUGAUAAACUUUUCUCUUACUAAGUUUUAGAGCCGUAAGCCACGUAUAUUAAGCUUAAGUUCUGUAACGUUGACUCUACUAACCUUAAGCUUAAUAAAGUUAAGCCUAAGGUAACUAAGUAUAAGUUCAUUUAGUCGUUUUAGCCCUAGGGCUGAUUGAGGUUUUUUUAAUUUAGAUUUAAGCUUAAUAAACUUGUAAUUUUUAUACUGAUAAGCCUAUUUCUUAACCUAUAUACCAAAACUUAUACUUUAUUUUUAGUACUGGCCAAAGCACGCCGGCCAAUCCCGUCAGUAUGGGCCGUUUGUAGUGAAAAACGAAAUGACAGAUCAAACAGAAUUGGGCCUGAAGCGCUGUAAGCUAAUCGUACAAUACCACGGCGAAGAACGGACGAUACAGCACGUUCAAUGGACCGCAUGGAAAGAUCGGAAGGCUCCAAAAGGUUCUACUAUGGCAUUUAGGCUCAUCUCUAUGGCACGAAAGAACUCGGACAGUCCAACUGUAGUACACUGUUCUGCUGGAGUUGGACGAACUGGUACAUUGGUACUAUUGGCUAUGUUGAGGGGGUAGGUUUGGUAUUAUUGAUUUUGUAGGGUAGGGUAGGGUACGCUUUGCUAUCCUAGAGGUAGACUCAACAUGGUAGUGCUGAUAUGGUUAACACUAUUACCAUAACAUAAACCUUUACAGAUCCAGCCUAAAAUCAGAUUCCCCAAACACGAUGAAGCUGCUACGUGAUCUCCGUUCUCAACGCGGACAAUGUAUUCAAACAGAAGAUCAAUAUCUAUAUCUUCAUUUGGCUAUGUUACAAUAUGCUGUUAAAUCAAGAGCAGUAACCAUUGAAGAAGUAGCCGGCUUCGUACACGAUUACGAAGCCUAUGUCUUCAAUAGUGGAGUCAGUAGAAGGUCAUUGAUGUCACAGUUGAUUGUUAUGUCACCAAAAGAAAAUCAGAUUCAGAAGGAGGAGUUUGAUGAGAGGGGGAAGGUAUGUCUUAAUUUAGAAGUAUUUUAGGUUUUCGAUGAUACUUCUAAUUGAUAUUGUACUCUUUUCUAUAAAAAAGCAGAUAGCAGGGUAAAGUGGUGUAGGCAGUGUUUUUUGAUUCAAAAAUUGCAAGAUUGAAAAUAACUUUUAAGCUUAUGGUUUGAAGUUUUAAAAAAUAAAUAACUUUUGUGGAGGUCCGUCUUUGGUUAUCAAGUUAUUACCGAAAUGGACCGCCCGGACCGGCAAGACCGAUUUGGUCCGGCCGGUCCAAAUGUUUAGCGAGGAACUUGUAUGAGACGGACCUUCACAAAAGUUAUUUAUUUUUUAAAACUUCAAACCAUAAGCUUAAAAGUUAUUUUCAAUCUUGCAAUUUUUGAAAGUCCGGACCGGACCCGGUCCGGCAAAACACUGGGUGUAGGGUAGGUAGACAAUGGGUAAGAUACUGUAGAUUAGGGUAGUACUGUUUAAGCAUUACUAUGACAUUUGCAAAUACUACUUGACCUUUGUAAUGGUAAUAGGAAUUACUAUAUUUUUUACAGAAUAGUACUAUAUAGUACUACAACGUGAAAAUUUGUAGUAUUACCAUCAGGAUUUUAAAGAAAUAAGUAGGAGUACCAAAUUUUUCUAAAAAUCGGAUUAAUAUUCUCAAGCAACAUAAACACAGCAGUAUAGCAAUAACACUACCAAGUACUAGCUAAACAUAAAAAUAGUAUUUUUAACUAUAACUUUCAAUUUGCUUUUAGAAAAAAAAUAAAAAUUUUUGAUUUCAGAGCUUCCGCGUCAGUUUUCAUUCAGUGCCGAUUCAAAAGUUGAUGCAAGACUUGUCGCCGUUUCGGAUUCGAGAACGAUAG
Molecule: messenger RNA, 4252 nt
Organism: Bursaphelenchus okinawaensis
Lineage: Eukaryota; Metazoa; Nematoda; Chromadorea; Rhabditida; Aphelenchoididae
Source: the annotation of a GenBank genome assembly